Entamoeba dispar SAW760 is the source of this 1038-nucleotide messenger RNA. Its product is annotated as protein phosphatase 1K, mitochondrial precursor, putative. The transcript has 3 exons. The record is from RefSeq and is a predicted model, not a curated record. Gene Ontology annotation, biological process: protein dephosphorylation. Gene Ontology annotation, molecular function: protein serine/threonine phosphatase activity. Bases 1 to 1038 code for a protein of 345 amino acids. NCBI's taxonomy places the organism in Eukaryota, Evosea, Mastigamoebida, Endamoebidae.
AUGAGUGCCAUAACACGUCUUUCUACCUCUUCACCUGAAUUACCAAAAACGAGAAUCCCCCACAAAAGAGUUAGAUCAAUUGGGGCAACAGGAAAAAGUACGUUCUAUGGAGAAGAACGACCAGUUAUAAUUAAUGGAAAAGUGUUAAUAUCUGGAGGACUUACCCUUCCACUAUUAUCUUCUUCAUAUUUGGUUUCAAGGAAUGGAGAAAUUAAACGACUUAAAACAGGACAGUCAUUUGAUGAGAAUGAAGAAGAUCAAUUGUUGUGUAAACAAACAUAUUCAUCUUCUAAAAGAUUUAAUAUUAAUGUAUCACAAACUAUUGGUAGAAGAAUAUACAUGGAAGAUAUGGUUAUGAUUAAAGGAGAAUUAUUUGAUGGAAUUGAUUAUAUCGGUGUGUUUGAUGGUCAUAAUGGAAAAGACGCAGCCAAAAAAGCAAUGGAAACUUUUCAUAAAUUAUUAGAUGAAUAUUUAAUUAAAUCAGACCACUAUCAAGAACAUUUAAAUAAUAUAUUUAAUGAACUACAACAAUUAAUAUCAUUUACAACUGCGUCAGGAACAACUGCAUCAAUAGUUAUUAUUAGAGAGGAUGAUGUUAUAUUUUGUUAUAUUGGAGAUUCACCAAUUUAUAUAAAAUCAAAUAAACAAGUAAAGAAAAUAUCUAUUGACCAUAACACAAGUAAUGAAGAAGAGGUAAAAAGAAUUCUUAAUUGUGGUGGGAGUGUUGUAGACAUUAAUGGAACAAAAAGAGUAAAUUCUAAAAUUGUACUCACUCGUUCACUUGGUGAUAAAUCACUUCACCCUCCAUUAACAAAUGAACCAACAAUAAUUUCAAUUCCAUUAAAAGAAAUAGAUUCAAUUAUUGUUGCUUCUGAUGGAAUAUCAUCAAUACCAUGUGAAUUAUUUAAUGAAUUAACAAAUCCUAUAUUUAGUUUAGAACAACAAGCAGUUAACAUUAGAAAUAUUGCCUAUGAAAAGAAUAGUCCUGAUAAUAUUUCAGUAGUAGUUAUUCAAAUUACACAACCAAUACCACCAUGA